CUCAGUGUCCAAAGGUGCGUUCAAUUAUCCAACUCUGAUGUUAUAUUUUUGCAACUUUAACCGUCAUACGUAGUUCAUAGGGGUGUAUGCGCAAAGUUCAGCGUGUCUUCUCCGUGGUUCAACACUACAAAUGGCUUGGAUUAUCCCCCCGCUGCUGCAAAGGACUGGCGCUGUUUUUUUCUUGCUCGCUGUGAUUCUGACAGGUGAUGCAGUUGCGCAGGUUUUUGACAGCUAUGGAUUAUCUUACGCACUGAGGUCCGAGCUUUCAGAGGACACGAUAUUGGUUGCCAAUAACGGGAUCCGCGUGCCUUUCGGGAGAUCAGUUUUCAUUGAUCCCAUCAACGAUUUGGUUAUUCAAGUUCAGCCUGGCGAUAGAUGCAGCAUAACAGUACUGGACAAUGACCCCUUGUCCCAAAGACCCGGACACCUGUCCCCGAAAAAGUUUCCAUGUGAAUUUGGCCCCAACGACGUGAAGUAUUCCCACUUUGGCUCCAGGAGUCCUCCGAGGGACAGAGUGAGAUUACAGCUGAGGUAUGACACUCAAACGGAUACAAUUAUCAUCCCCUUUAUGAUGGAGGUAGAAGUAAUUUUCACACAGCUGGAAGUCCUCACCAAAAACAUGCCACUCUCUGUAGAUAAACUCCUCGGCAUCAGCAACCCCAUCGACAGGAGGAUUUUAGAGUUCACCUAUGAUAGAGGUGCACAGCAGUGCAAAAUAGCCUCUCUGUCCAGCAGCAGCGUGCUGCCCAGGUAUGGGAAACUUGUGGAUCAGGACAGCCUGGGAACAAUGGUGGACUGUGAUGAAUUUAUUAAAAUGAAUAUUCGCUAUCAGCACACUUUUGCUUUGAAGUCACCCAACAGAGAUUACAUUCCCAUGCUUGUGGAGUUAAAUGAUAAGGAAGGCAAUUUGCUCAAGCAGGAAUUUUUCCAAAUUUUGGUGAGGAUUAAAGGUGGAGAGGAGAACACUGCUCCAAAGCCCAGCUUUGUUGCCAUGAUGAUGAUGGAAGUGGACCAGUUUGUAAUGACAGCCAUAACCAUGGAUAUGCUGGCAGCAGAGGAUGUUGAGUCUAAUCCUGAUGAAUUAAUUUUCAACAUCACAUCCACGCUGUCCUUUGAGGAGGGCUAUAUAGUGAGCACGGAUGAUAGGAAUUUACCAAUAACCACUUUUUACCAAGGAGACCUCAAAGACUUGAAAAUCGCCUACAAGCCCCCUGCUGUGGAUUCAGACACUGAGCGGAUUUUCCAGAUUGAAUUUGAGGUGGUGGACACAGAGGGGGCGGUGUCAGACCCUUUUGCUUUCAUGAUUGUGGUUAAGCCCAUGAACACAUUAGCCCCUGUAGUCACUAGAAAUACAGGCCAGUUACUGUACGAGGGCCAGUCCAGGCCUCUGUCCAGCUCGCAGAACCUGGAAAUCAGCGAUGAGGACAAUUUAGACAAAGUGAGAAUCACUGUUAUUGAUGGGCUGAGGCAUGGAGACUUGACUGUUCUGGGCUCAAGGAGGAAAUUUUUCACCCCGGCUGACCUGGACUCUGGAGUUGUAAUCUAUCAACAUGACGGCAGUGACACUUACAGUGAUAAUAUUAUUUUCAGAAUGACAGAUGGCACCAAUGAGGUGGAGUUUUUGUUUCCCAUUACAGUCGUGCCAACAGAUGACGAGCCCCCCAUAAUCAACGCUAACACUGGUUUGGUUUUAUUCAAAAACCAAAUGAUGCCAAUCUCUUCUCUCAUGCUCAGUGCAGCAGACAUCGACUCAGAGGAUUCCUCUAUCAAGUUCACAAUAGAACCUCCCUUUUCUAAAAUAGGGCAGGUGUUGCUGCGUCAGUCAGAGGCCCCAGAGGACCCGUCAACCUGGAAGUUCAAUACAGAGGAUGAGCUCUAUGAGAAAGUAGUGACUGAGUGGCUGCAGCAGGAUAUCAUAGACGGUAAACUCUUUUACAAGCACAUUGGACCCCACAGCACCGGCACAGUCAUGGAUCACUUUGUGUUUAGAGUGCAAGAUGACAACGACCCCCCAAACCAAUCAGGUGAGAGCUCGUUCAUAAUCAAAAUCCUCCCUGUCGAUGACCUCCCACCUGAACUGUACCCUGGCACAACUCUGCAAAUGACCGUGCACGAGUAUCAGCUUACUUCCUUUCGCAGGAAAUUCCUUCGUUACACUGAUCUGGACUCGGAGGAUCGGGAUCUGAAGUACACAAUCAUUCAGCCACCGACGGAUACAGAUGAGAACAGCCCGAUUGUACUGGGAGCUUUGGUUUUAACUGAAAGGCCAGACACUGAAGUCCACACUUUUACCCAGGCACAAAUAAACCACCAUAAAAUAGCUUACAAACCGCCUGAUCUUGAACUGGGAAUCACCUCUCGUGUUUUGCAGUUCAGGUACACUGUUGAGGAUCUUUCUGGAAAUACAGAAGAAGGAGUUUUCACUAUAUUUUUACAGCCUGUAGACAACAAGCCACCUCAAAUAACAAACUCUGGAUUUACUGUGCUUGAGCGCGGCACACAUAUCAUAACAAGUGCUGAGCUGGACACUUCAGACACAGACACUGACAGCAAACAGAUAUCCUUCACUGUUACUCAGCCUCCACUGCACGGCCAGAUCCAGUAUGUAUUCACCGACAUGACGAAAGGAGACACAUUCAGCCUGGAGGAUAUUGGAAAUGGAAGAAUUUCAUACAUCCAUAAUGGAGAUGAAUCAACUGCUGAUUCGAUUCAAAUUGAUGUCAGCGAUGGGGUCCAUGUUGUCCCGAUUACCAUAAAGAUUAGUGUGAAGCCGAUUGAUGAUGAGAUUCCAACUAUUAGUCUCCCAGCUGGUACAAUUGGCUCCUAUAUAGAUGUGCUGGAAAAUGGAGCAACAGAAAUAACAAGUAAUGUGAUUCAGGGAAGAGAUGAGGACACUGAUGACCUCCGUUUGACUUUUAUUGUGGAGGACCCUCCCUCACUAGGUGAAAUCCUGGUGAAAGGUGUCCCUUCUGGCACUUUCACUCAGGCAGACAUCAUAAACGGCUUUGUAGUCUAUGCUCAUACCAGUGGGGAAAUAGGCUUGACCACAAAGGAGGACUUUUUCAAUCUCACACUGACAGACAUGUCUGAUGAGUGGACGGUUGGAGGGAAUAAGAUCACAGGCGUCAGAGUACAUGUAACUAUUCUACCUCUGGACAGCCAGGCUCCAGAGGUCUUUGUGGGGCCGCAGUUCACUGUUGUUGAGGGAGAGAAGAAUGUCAUUCAAAUACUUCAUAUAAGCACUGAUGAUGUUGACACACCCAGUGAUGACCUCCUUUGUACAAUCAUUGUCCAGCCCACUUCAGGGUAUGUGGAAAAUAUUUCCCCUGCUCCAGGCUCAGAGAAAUCCAGGUCUGGUACAGCUAUCAGUGCUUUCACCAUCAAGGACAUCAGACAGAAUCACAUUUACUAUGUUCAAAGCAUUCACAAAGGAGUGGAGCCGGUAGAGGACAGGUUUACAUUCAGAUGCUCUGAUGGCAUCAAUUUCUCUGAAAGGCACUUUUUCCCUAUCUCCAUAAUUCCCGCUAAUGAUGAAAAGCCUGAGAUUUACAUGAGAGAGUUUGUAGUUAUGGAGGGCAUGAACAUAGUCAUUGACACUCCCAUUCUGAACGGUGCUGAUGCAGAUCUGCCUUCUGAUCAGCUCACGUUCAUUAUCACCAAACCCCCAAGGCAUGGAUUCAUUCUCAACCAGCUCACUACUGGCACUGUGCCGGUCACUAACUUCACCUUGGAUCAGAUCAGGGAGGCCUCCAGCAUUGUGUAUGAGCAUGAUGACUCUGAGACCACAGAGGACAGCUUUGAUAUUGUUCUCACAGAUGGAAAGUUCAGUGUAGAGAAAACAGUGAUAGUCAUGAUUAUCCCUGUGGACGACGAGACCCCGAGGAUGGCUAUUAAUGAUGGCCUUGAAAUUGAGAUAGGUGAUGUUAAAGUUAUAAGCAGCAAUGUUUUAAAAGCUACUGACCUGGACUCUGAGGAUUCAAUGCUUACUUAUAUUAUCCGCUACGGACCAGGUCAGGGGUUUUUACAGAGGACAGCGCCAUCUGGGGCAUUACAGAACAUCACAGUUGGAAUGAACUUUACCCAGAGUGAAGUAGACCAGGGUUUGAUAAUCUACAUUCAUAACGGGCAAGAAGGGAUCCGCGACCUCAUCAAAUUUGAUGUAACAGACGGCAUCAACCCUUUGAUCGACAGAUAUUUCUAUGUCACUGUCGGGGGCAUUGACAUGGUUUUCCCUGACGUGAUCAGUAAAGGCGUAUCCCUCAGAGAAGGCGGCAGAGUGACUCUUACAACAGACUUGCUCAGCACAAGCGACCUCAACAGCCCAGAUGAACACUUAGUUUUCACAAUCACUCGAGCUCCCAUGAGAGGACACCUGGAGUGCACAGACACCCCAGGGAUGCCCAUCUCCUCCUUCACACAGCUCCAGCUGGCUGGAAACAAAAUCUACUACAUCCACACUGCAGACGACGAGGUGAAAAUGGAUAGCUUUGAGUUUGAAGUGACUGACGGCUACAACCCUGUGUUUCGAACUUUCCGCAUUUCCAUCACUGACGUCGACAAUAAAAAGCCCGUAGUGACAAUCCAUGGCCUUGUGGUGACUGAGGGAGAGAACAAACUCAUCACGCCGUUUGAGCUAACAGUAGAAGACAGAGACACUGUUGACCGCCUCUUGAAGUUCACAGUCACUCAAAUCCCAGUUCAUGGUCGCCUGCUCUUUAACAACACCCUGCCUGUCACCUCUUUCACAAAGCAGGACCUGAAUGAGAACAUGAUCAGCUACAAGCACGAUGGCACAGAGAGUGCAGAGGACAGCUUCUCCUUCACUGUUACUGAUGGCACUCACACAGACUUCUUCAUCUUCCCUGACACUGUGUUUGAGACUCGAAGGCCUCAAGUGAUGAAGAUCACUAUCAUCCCAGUUGACAAUGGGGUACCGCAAAUUGUAGUCAACAGAGGGGCCCCAACUUUGAGGCUUCUUGAGACCGGCCACCUGGGGUUUGUGAUAACCAGUAAGACUCUUAAAGCAGAGGACAGAGACAGCAUUCAGGAUAUUGUGACCUUUAGGAUCACCGUUGCCCCAGAACACGGCUACCUGAUCAGCCUGGGCAGAGGAAAUGCCACAAUCACAACCUUCACACAAGCUGAAAUCGAUGACAUGAACAUAUGCUAUGUUCUGAGGGAUGGUGACAAUGCUACAAGUGACAUCUUCUCCUUCUCCAUUGAGGACAGUGGAGGCAACAGACUAAAGAACCAGCAGUUUCGUCUAAACUGGGCCUGGAUCUCCCUGGAGAAGGAGCACUAUGUGGUGGAUGAACAGGUCAAGUUCCUGGAGGUGGUGCUGAAACGCCGAGGCUACCUGGGGGAGACCUCCUUCGUUAGCAUUGGCACGAAGGAUGGCACAGCAGAAAAGGACAAAGAUUUCCGGGGGAAGUCACAAAAACAGGUGCAGUUUAACCCCGGGCAGACUACAGCCACCUGGAAAGUGCGGAUCCUGUCAGAUAAUGAGUAUGAAGUGUCAGAGAACUUCCAGAUCGUUCUGUCUGAGCCGGUGAUGGCUGCACUUGAAUUCCCAGAGGUUGCUACUGUGGAGAUCCUGGACCCUGAUGAUGAGUCAACAGUGUUCAUCCCCUCGGCUACAUACAACAUAGAUGAGGACAUCGGUGAGCUGCUCAUUCCUGUGCACAGGAGUGGAGAUGUGAGUCAAGAGCUCAUGGUCGUCUGCUUCACACAGCAAGUUUCAGCCACAGGCACCAUCCCAACUGCAGUUCUCUCCUACUCUGAUUACAUCUCCAGGCCUGAGGAUCAUCACAGCAUUGUGCGCUUUGACAAGGGAGAGGAGGAGAAAACCUGCCGCGUGGUUAUCAUAGAUGACUCUCUGUAUGAGGAUGAGGAAAGCUUCAAUGUCACCCUCAGCAUGCCCAUGGGGGGCCGUCUGGGCUCAGAGUUCUCCACAGCCAGAGUCACAAUUAUGGCCGAUAUGGAAGACGCUCCCGUCUUCUACUUUGGCAACACCGACUACCACGUGGAUGAAAGCGACGGCUUCGUGGAGGUACAGGUGUGGAGGACGGGGACUGAUCUUUCCAAAGCAGGAACCGUCACCGUUCGCUCCAGAAAGACGGAUCCCGUCUCCGCUGAGGCUGGUGUGGAUUACGUUGGGAUCAGCCGGAAUCUGGACUUCGCACCGGGGGUCACCAUGCAGACAAUUCGUGUGACCAUCCUGGAUGACCUGGGCCAGCCGGUGCUGGAGGGGCCCGAAAAGUUUGAGCUGGUGCUCCGGAUGCCCAUGAACGGAAUCCUCGGGGAGCCGAGCAAGGCCACCAUCCUCAUCAACGACUCUGUGUCAGACUUGCCAAAGGUGCAGUUCCGUGAUCCUGUGUAUGCGGGCAACGAGAACUCUGGGCAGAUCUCAGCUACUGUUUACCGGAGCGGUGAUAUCAGCUACAAAUCCACAGUGCGCUGUUACAGCAGGCAGGGGACAGCUCAGGUCAUGAUGGACUUCAAUGAGAGACCCAACACAGAUGCUUCUAUCAUCACUUUCUUACCAGGAGAGGUUGAAAAGCCUUGUGUACUGCUACUAGUUGAUGACACAGAGCAUGAAGAGGAGGAAGAGCUGCGUCUUGUGCUGGGAAGCCCCAAGAGUGAAUCUCCCUUUGGAGCAUCUAUUGGCGCUCAGAAUGAAACGCUCAUCAAGAUCAAAGAUGACGCUGACAAGGCCAUUAUUAGGUUUGGAGAGAUCAAAUUCAGCGUGAACGAGCCAAAGGAAAGCGGCCAAAUCUCUGUCGUGAGGAUUCCUGUGCUGCGUGUCGGAGACACAUCCAAGGUCUCUGUGGUACGAGUCCACACUAAAGAUGGCUCCGCUACCUCCGGGGAAGACUACCAUCCCAUAUCUGAGGAAAUAGUUUUCAAAGCCGGCGACACAGAGCACUUUGUGGAGGUGGAGAUUUUAUACGACAGCUUCAGAGAAAUGAGGGAGGCGUUCACUGUGCACUUGAAGCCUGAUGAGAACAUGGUUGCAGAGACAAAGAUGAGUAAAGCCAUCAUCUAUAUAGAGGAGAUGAACAGCAUGGCAGAUGUCACUUUCCCCUCGGUGCCAAAAGUGGUUUCUCUGAUUCAUUACGACGACAUCGAAAGAAGCAGAGACUCUCUACCCAUCGCCGGAUACCCUGUCAUUUGUGUCACUGCCUGCAAUCCAAAGUACCCAGACUAUGACAAAACAGGCUCCAUCUGUGUGAGCGAGAACAUCAACAACACCUUAACUCGUUAUCGUUGGCUUGUUAGCGCCCCCACUGGCCCUGAUGGUGUCACCAGUCCUAUGAGAGAAGUUGACUUUGAUACUUUCUUCACCUCCUCCAAGCUCAUUACUCUGGACUCGGUCUACUUUCAGGCCGGAUCCCGGGUACAGUGUGCUGCGAGGGGCGUGAACUCUAACGGGGAUGAAGGUUUGGAGCUCAGCAGCCCCAUUGUGUCCAUCAGCAGGGAUGAGGGAAUGUGCCAGCCACGUGUUUUGGGCACAGUAGGGGCCGAGCCAUUUUCUGCUAAGCUGCGGUACACUGGAACAGAAGACACAGACCAUCCCAACCUCAUUAAACUGACUGUUACCAUGCCUCACAUUGACGGUAUGCUGCCUAUCGUAUCGACCCGGCCCCUCUCCAACUUUGAGCUCACGUUGAGCCCCGACGGCACCCGUGUCGGAAACCACCGCUGCUCCAAUUUGCUGGACUUCUCCGAGGUCAAGACUCGCCACGGCUUUCUUACUGAAGCCACGAAAAAUCCUGAAGUAAUCGGCGAGACGGCUCCUUACCAGUACAGCACUUCCCUCAGGGGCUCCGGUACGCUCCGCUUCUACAGAAAUCUCAACUUGGAGGCCUGUCUGUGGGAGUUCAGCAGCUACUACGACAUGUCUGAGCUGCUCAGUGACUGUGGAGGCACCAUCGGGACUGAUGGACAGGUGCUGAAUUUGGUCCAGUCCUUUGUGACCUUACGAGUCCCCCUGCAUGUGUCCUAUGUGUUUCACUCCCCUGUGGGAGCAGGAGGCUGGCAGCACUUUGACUUACAGUCGGAGCUGAGGCUCACAUUUGUGUACGACACUGCCAUCUUGUGGAGGGAUGGUAUUGGUAGCCCGCCAGAGGCUGAACUACAAGGAGCUCUGUACCCUACCAGCAUGCGUAUAAAUGGACUGGGACGACUGGUUGUCAACUUCCGCACUGAGGCUCGAUUCAGAGGCCUGUUUGUUUUUUCACAUCCAGCUUCCCCUCUCACUUCAAUGGUCAUGUGUCCGGACCACCCUGGUUUGACCUUUAACCUUAGUCUUGUAAGGAAUGAGCCGACCUACAACCAGCCAAUCCAGCAGUGGACAUUUGUCUCUGAUUUUGCUGUGCGUGACUACUCUGGCACAUACACAGUGAAGCUGAUCCCCUGUACCUCCCCUCCCAGCCUUGAGUAUACCAUCCCACCUAUCUGCAAUCCCAGAGAGCCUCUUACCUUUGACAUGGACAUACGCUUCCAGCAGGUCAGCGACCCCGUGGCUGCAGAGUUCAGUCUGAACACACAGAUGAUCUUACUCUCUAAACGGGCGCUUUGGCUCUCCGACGGCUCCAUGGGUUUUGGACAGGAGAGUGACACUGCAUUUUCACAGGGGGAUACCAUCUAUGGCAGAGUGAUGGUGGAUCCAGUGCAGAACUUGGGCGAUUCUUUCAUCUGUAACAUCGAGAAAGUAUUCCUGUGUACUGGAGCUGAUGGAUAUGUCCCCAAAUACAACCCUAGCAACUUUGAGUUUGGCUGCUUGGCUGAUGCUCCAUCACUUCUCUACAGAUUCAAGAUCAUUGACAAAGCCCAGCCAGAGACUCAGGCCCGCUCAUUUGGAAAUGUAGCGUUCAACGCCUUCCUAGCAGUGGAUGACUCCGGUGCUUUAGCUCUAGUGAGACAGCCUGGGUCCGAUGGUUUCAGAAUGGAUUCCUCUGCUCUCUUCCAGGUGUCUGCAGGCAGGGAGUGGUUUAUUCACACCAUCUACACUGUCCGUUCUCGGGACAACGCUAACCGCGGCAUAGGCAAGAGGAGCCUUGAGUACCACGUUAUAAACCAACACACAAAUCUGCCUCCAAAGGGUCAGCAUCGCAGCAGAAGAUCAGCCAAUGAUGUGCCGGACAUCAUAGAGGAUAUCGGUGUCAAUAACAACCGCGGCACCAACAUCCUCCACAUCGCGCUGGACCACAGCAGCCAGCGGAGGACAAGCCCAGAGAGGGAGCUCUUCACCAAAGGGAUCAUCCCUCGGGAGCUCAACCAGAGGGACGACAGUGACGAUAAACUAGUGCUGAUCAUCGGGAUCUUUGUGGGCCUGCUCCUCACAGUGCUCAUCAUCAUCCUGGCGGUGUUAUUGAUCCGGUCCAAGCGAGAGAGGAAAGAUGUACCGAAGAGCUCGAGCAGCAGAGAGCCCAUGAUGACACAAGCGGUCAGUAACAGUGACAGCUCCGAGGUCUAACUAACGGACUCAUGGCUGAGAGUUUUAGUUGAUAUUUUUGUUUUGCAAGUGCCUCACAUUUAGAUAAAAAUUGAUGAUUGUGUGAAGCAACACAAACAAGAGCUUUGAUUCCAUUAAAAAACAUACUUGAAAUAUUGCAUCUCUUCCACAGCUGGGGAGUGACUGGGAUGCUCACUUGGAUACAGACUUUGUCAGCAGCUGUUUCAUGGCACUUGUCACAUUGUCAGCACUCCAUUUUUGAUUUGCUUUUGAUGCCACUUUAUCCAAAAAAUGGUGUUACUAUGUUUCCAAAGGUGCUAUAGAAGAUGCCUCCUAACUUAAAUGGCAUUCGGUUUACUGAGUAGGUUGAGAAAAGUUUAUCAUACUGUAGUUUAACAGCGGGCUUUGUGUGUUUGAUUUGCAGCAUAAUGACACUGAACAUAGUUUUUCUUACACUGGACUUGUCAUUAUAAGGAUAAAGAUACCGUGGUUAAUCAUAAGAUACAGUGCGUGCCUAAGAAAUCAACUCAUUUUGAGGUUUUUUAUUGUAUGUCAUGUUUGUCCUGGGUCGGUAAAACAUUUCUUGACAUUGUUUUCUUGUGCUUAUGUUUUUGCAUGCGUUUAUUUUGUGUCUUAGCAUUGUUUAAAAUUGUGAAAAAAAAAAAAAAAAUUUAAAUGAUGAAAAACGCAUCUAAUCUACUGUAUUUCCAACAGUUUCUGCAUUUUAAAGCAUACCAUAUAUCAUCAAAACAGUAUUUAUCCGUAGCCAAUAGUCAAGUUUCCCUUAAUAUUAAGUUUUGAUUCAACAUUUUAAGACCUUAUAACAACAUGAUACUAAAUCAAAUAAGCAAAUUGAAACCGUUAGGAUUUGUAGAGUUAAAGCAACUUUCAAGACAGCUGGUCUGCAAUGUACAGUGUAGUAUAGUAGUGGUUCCACAUCUUCUUUUUCCAACAGAGACUACUUUUGCUUUCUAACAGGUGACUACUGUAGCUUAGUGUAGACAGCAGGGGCUCCAGAUCACUCCAACAACAGGGCUACUGUAUGUGCUGUUGAGUUUUAAACCUGGAAAAAUCCUCUAAGUUUGGCUGAUUUUACUUAAAGGGAAUGUAAUGCUUUACCCAUAAAUCAUUGUUUUUAAAGUCAGAACUGCUGUUCUAUCCCUGGUUCAUAGUUUUAGGUGUAUUUAUUUAUUUUUUAAUGCUUAUUAUGUUUUGCUGCAAUAAAUCAUACAUCAUUUCUUCUCUAAUUUAGUUUUAAACCUAUCCUUCUCAAACUGUAUUGUACAAACUGUCCCUUGUUUGUCGUUGAGAUUUCAAAUUACAAUCCUCAUACAGAGCAUUCAGAAAGAAUUCAGACCCCCUUUGCUUUAGUCAAUUUUGUUAUGUUGCAGCCUGAUGCAAGACGAUUAAAUUCAUUUUUAUUCUCAUUACUCUACAC
This is a messenger RNA of Cheilinus undulatus (humphead wrasse), 10895 nucleotides long. It is a transcript of the gene frem2b, whose product is annotated as FRAS1 related extracellular matrix 2b. Bases 131 to 9478 code for a protein of 3115 amino acids. The transcript has 24 exons. NCBI's taxonomy places the organism in Eukaryota, Metazoa, Chordata, Actinopteri, Labriformes, Labridae. The record is from RefSeq and is a predicted model, not a curated record. Gene Ontology annotation, cellular component: membrane. Gene Ontology annotation, biological process: cell communication.